Messenger RNA from Mus musculus (house mouse), 3807 nucleotides. It is a transcript of the gene Axdnd1, whose product is annotated as axonemal dynein light chain domain containing 1. The coding region runs from base 244 to 3579 and encodes 1111 amino acids. Gene Ontology annotation, cellular component: cytoplasm. The record is from RefSeq and is a predicted model, not a curated record. The transcript has 26 exons. NCBI's taxonomy places the organism in Eukaryota, Metazoa, Chordata, Mammalia, Rodentia, Muridae.
GGCGCAGGUCUGCGCUUGCGCAGUCUGCACCCGGAAGCGCGGUUUCGAGAGCCUAUCCCAUUCCGAGACAACAACCCGAUUCAAUAUUCUUCCUUAUUGCUACUACCCAUGACUAAAAACACACGGAAACUUCUAGAGAGUAAUUAUGGACAGCUUGAAAGUCUGAACACGAUUUUGAUUUGUUUUUGAAUUAAUUUUUUGGAGGAUUAAUAGUUCUGAGAGUGAUCCCAGGCAUUGAUUAUUAUGUCUCUCCACAAAGUGUCGGACACUUCGCUGACCUCCCCAUCAACAUCUGAGUCCAAACAGGCAAAACUCUAUGUAGUCAAGGAGGCAAAAGGGCUUCCUGAGCUAAAGGAGAAAAAAUCCAUGGUGAACCACCUCAAACCCCUUCCUCCCCUUCAGAAUGACUACAGAAUCCCCGAGGAAGUUCUUCUCUCUCUGAACUAUGCAGCUAAUGCCGGUCCCUGUCCUGAAAGCUUACUGCCUGUGAAGAAACCUAAAGCCCCAAAGUGUGCCCUUCCACGUCUUGUAGAUCAUGUCUGGCAGCACCCUAUUCGAAGGGAUAAAUUCAAAUACCUGAUUGAUCAUCCUGUCUCCCUAACAGGAGCUGGAAGGGAUAUUUCUUUCCUGUAUGAUGUUAAAUACGUGAAAGGAGAGGCCGUGGAGAAAAAACUUUGUCCCCCAAACAAGUCAACACAGUCACAAAGCAGUGCCAUGGUGCCUCAUAAGGAGAAGACAUUAGCAGACACUUUGGUUCCUGAGGAAUUUCAUAUUGUGUCAAAUACAGGAGUUUCAGGUUUGGAGUGUUAUGACGACAAAUACACCACCCUCCUCACAGACAGUGAGAACAGGUUGUUGCUCUUCCCAUCCAUGAAACCUAAUAAAAGAGUAGAAGUGGUCCAGUUGAGCAACGUGAUGGACACCAUGCUGGAGAGGGCUGGAAUAGAAAAUGAGAAUUAUGUAGGGCCAACCAAGAUGCACCAGCUGCUCAACGUGCUGAAGAGGGAGCAGAGCAUCUACAACACAGUGUUUCAUGAGCUGAUCCGGCAGGUCAGCGUAGACUGUGCAGACAGAGGAGAGCUGCUGUCAAAAAUCAGAGAGAAGUAUGUGCAAAUGCUUGACCAUAUCGCCCAGCAGAUGAUUGAAUUCUAUAAAGACCUGGUGACUCAGCGGAUGAUGGACCAGCGCAUCUUACAAGAACUGUAUAACUUCAAGAACGUGAUUGAAGAACUGACCAGGGAACUUUGUCUGGUUCAGGCCCAUGACAGGAAAUUAACAAAGGAAGCAGAGAAAGUCCAGAAGAACCUGGCAGAAGCUCUUUUGGAAGCGGAAAAGAAUGCCAAAAUAGUAGAAGACUACCACGACUUAUACACAAUGCAGAGAGGAAGGAUGGAGAGUGAUAUUAAACUCUUAAUGACUGAAAGAGACAUUUGGAGCUCAGCCACAUAUGAACUAGCCCUGAAGGUAAUUGAAAGAAAUAGAGUCAUACUGGCUAAAAAACUCUACCUUAGUGAGAAAGGCUGGAAUAAAUAUGCUAAGCAUUUCAUUAUAAUGCUGUCAACUAAGGACACUGGAGACCUUGGGAUGGUGGAGAAGUUGACAGAAAAAUGGAAAAAGCUAGUGAACAAGUUUAAGCAGGAUGUGGAACGCACGGAGGAAUCCACAAAAGAAAAAUCAGAAAUUGUGAAGGCUGGGAUCAUCAAGUGGCAGGAAUUCUUCAAUAACAACCUUGGAAAAGAUGUUAUAAUCCCUAGUAAGAGAAGCCCAUUCGCCGUAGCCCUUAAUGACUUCAAGGAGUAUGAAAAGAUGCUGGAGGAGGAGAAAGAGAAGUUUACAGGGGAUUUUCUUUUGUCCAGAUAUGAUGCUCUCAAAGUGAUUAAACGCUUACAGGAAAACUGGACAGAUAUCGGGUUUGGGAUACUGAGUCGCCAUAAAAGUAUGGAUGGGUUGUUGCCACCAGAGCACGAGUACAUGGAAGAUAUUGUAAAAAUCAUAAGCAAGCUCUACAGAGAAUAUGAAAUAAGAAUAAACGGUGACAAUGGUAUCUCUAAAGUUCUUCCAAACUUGGUCAUUUCUUUGGACAUGUGUGUUUUCAAGUUAGAAAACUUCCUUGAUUAUUCUCAAGUACCCACUGAAGAGUGGCUUGAAAUUGAUGAAAAGAUUAAUGAAAUGAAGUUUCAUCUGGAAGCGCUGUUGAACAUUAUUGAUUCGGUUCCAGAGGGCAUGGACAUGGAACCUGGCGCGGCACUCCUAGAACAUAUAUGUGAAAUGAUUCAACAAUGGCUCUUGAAGUUAGGCAACGAAAUCACCAAUGGUCAAAUUGAACUUCUUCGCCACAUGGAUGAGAUGCAUAUAGCUAUGAUCCAGUGGAUGGUAAAUUUGCUGACCAUAAUGCUUCCUGACUUUACCGACCAAGACAUUCUCCCGAAGAGGGAGGAGAGCAGCUUAGAGACCCCUGAGGAGCAUGAAAUAGGCAUCGCAGAGUUAGAGAUAAACGCAAUUGCACUGGUCAAGCGGUUGGCACGAUACUCCAGCUACUUGCACAGUUGCUGUAUAGGCAUGGUAAGAGCAAUGGCCCUGAGUAGAGCUGCUCACUUACAGAAGAAUCCUGCUAAGGACCGUCAGGACCUGGAAAGGAUGAAUAGAGAAUGUUAUGAUUGGAUCAGCACAUGUUCACACCUCAUUUCUGAUAUCAAAGGCAGGAAAAUACGAUUACUGUCAUAUGAGGAAGCAGAGAAGCUGCUCGGGGAAGAGGAAGCUUCAAAACUUUAUUUUGACCCAGAAAAACCUCCUAUUGAUGAUGAUACCGAUGAUGAAAUUGACUUUAAGAAGCCUAAGUUUCAAGAAAAGGAAGCACCAUUGCCAGCAGCAGCAGAAGCAGAGGCAAUAGAAGCAACAGAGGCAGCAGGAGCAGCAACAGCAGAAGCAACAGGAGCAGCAGAAACAGCAACAGCAGAAGCAACAGGACCAGCAACAGCAGAAGCAGCAGGAGCAGCAGGAGCAGCAACAGCAGAAGCAACAGAAGCAGCAGGAGCAGCAACAGCAGAAGCAACAGGAGCAGCAGGAGCAAAAGUCACAACAGAACAGGGACCUUCGCCAUCUACAAAUGAGAAAACCAUUCGAUACAUUAAGAAAGAUGAAAAUAUUCAUUGCAAACCUCUCUUCGAAGAAGGCAUAUUUUUCUCCUGGAGAGAACCACCUAGUCAAGGUGUAAUGGAGCCAAAGUAUCUUGAAAUAAUGAAUGUAAUUGAGCAUAUGCAGAGGAAGCUAACAGAGAUGGACACCAGGGCCAGGAAGGCAGAGGAGAGGUUUGAUGAGGUAAACGAGCAGCUUCAUCACAGCCUCAUAAGAAACAGAAACCUGGAGAGGGAGCUAGAAGAAUUGGUGAAGACAACCAUGAUGGGGUCACAAGUGAAGACAGAAAAUGCCAAAGAGAACCAGGAGGACCGUGGGGGAAAGGAUGAUGAUGAACACCAACAAACACAAACGCCCCCAACAUCUGCCAAGAAAGAAGCACAGCCCACGAACAGUUCUGAAGCACCUGAAGAUCAGAAUACACCUGAGCCCAAACCCAAUUAGCCUCCCUAGAGAGUGGGGCUCACAGUGCCUGUGUCCCUGAAGACGCCUGAGUAUUGCUGAGCUGUCGCAUUGGCAACACAGCUCACAUGGAUGGACUCGCAUAGCAACAGGCAUUAGGAAAGCCAUGCCAUCAAGCCAAGAAAAUUUCUCUCUAGAAGCAUGGCAGAAGCCAUAGGAAGUCAGUAUAUGAGUUUACUUGCUAGAUUAAAAACAGCUUAUGAGAAAGGA